This is a messenger RNA of Penicillium digitatum Pd1, 243 nucleotides long. NCBI's taxonomy places the organism in Eukaryota, Fungi, Ascomycota, Eurotiomycetes, Eurotiales, Aspergillaceae. The record is from RefSeq and is a predicted model, not a curated record.
AUGAUCACAGUCAAUGCAACUCUCGGUACAGGCCUUUACUGGCGGGGUGGUCAGAUUCUCGAACUUGGUGGACCGUUGGCGGUGGUUCUAUCUUUCCUCUUAAUCGGAAUGUUGACAUGGGCUGUCAUGCAAUGUAUUACUGAAAUGCUGUGCAUUUGGCCGAUACCUGGUGCAUUAUCAGUAUACGUUAGCCAGUUUGUCGACGAAGAGCUGGGAAUCGCGGUCGGUGUCACGUAUUGGUAA